Messenger RNA from Fulvia fulva, 843 nucleotides. RefSeq lists its product as uncharacterized. The transcript is spliced from 2 exons. Bases 1 to 843 code for a protein of 280 amino acids. Lineage: Eukaryota; Fungi; Ascomycota; Dothideomycetes; Mycosphaerellales; Mycosphaerellaceae. The record is from RefSeq and is a predicted model, not a curated record.
AUGGCGCAACUCGUUGGCAAAUAUGCUGCAAACAAGCUGCUCAAGAAGCACAUGAAGCAGUAUGAGCACAAGAGUGUCGAAGGUGGUCAAGACCCAUACUUCGCGAUGAUCGAGGACCCACGGCGACCAGGAAAGCUCAAGAAGGUCAAGAAACAGAUCCCAGCCUACAUACCAGAACACGAUGCCGAGAUUCUUGCCGCUGUCCGUAGACGAGCCUACCGCCUCGACUGCUGCCUCUUCAGCUUGUUCGGUAUUCGUUUUGGCUGGGAGGCUGUGAUCGGCCUUAUUCCCGCUGCCGGAGAUGCCAUUGGCGUCGCGCUUGCGCUUUUGGUCAUGAAGAAGGCGAUGAAGGUUGAAGGAGGAUUGGACAACGGCAUCAAAGUCCGCAUGCUUAUCAACAUCGCUGUGGACUUCCUGGUUGGUCUUGUACCGUUCAUCGGUGACUUGGCAGAUGCGGCUUUCAAGUGUAACACGAAGAAUUUGCGACUCUUGGAGGAGUGUCUCGAUAAGAAGCACAAGCCACAAAGCCUGCAGCGGGAUGAGCGCGAUUUUAUUGGAGUGGACAAGGAGCAGAGACGGUCGAACCGCAAGAGCGGCAUCUACAUGAAGGACGAUCCUCCAGCGGCAACAGCAUUCGAUGACUCCGAUGACGAGGACCGCGCGCGUGCUGGUCAUAACACCACUAGCAACCGUGUCCAAGAGCCUGCGCCAGCCAGAGUCCCAGAGGAUAGCCCUGCUCGCGGAGGAUGGCUCUCGAGCAGCAAGUCAGGUGGCCGUGAUCAAGGCAGGGCUGAGCCUCGUCGCGGUGAGAUGAGACAGGAGACCGGCAGUGUUCGACGAUAG